CGAGCUUUAGUGGUACGACAGCAAUGGCCGUCGUCGGUGUUUGGUUACUUUGUUUAUCUGUUAUAAUUAUACCGCCAUAUCUGGUUGAUGGACGGCAGGAUAACCAUACAAACCUACAAACGGGCCGGAAGCGCACAGGACCUUGGUGGUUCAUGUCUUCUGACUACAUUUACUUGAACAUGAGUAGUUUGGCUUUUCCGAACGUAAUGUGCAUCAAAGCAGAAACUGUCAAGAAGAACAGGCGAAAUCGGACCUUGUCGCACGUUGUGCACGUCAGGCUCUCCUAUCCGGACACCUGGUACAGAAUAAACGCUUCUUAUGAACCACGCCUUAGGGACGGUAAAAGGGUGAAAAUGUUCACAUCUAUCGACGAGCAAACGCAUGCUGUUACCAACUACACAUUUCUUCUUGCGAGAAAUGAAUGUGCUAUUGUGACCAAGGAUAAACAAAUUCCAAACAAAGCCUUAGUUACAAGCAUCGAACUGUGGGUCAACGAUAACUUUUUCGCUGAGGAGCCGAAAUUCUGCGAAAAGCAGUUUCUGAAGAAAUACAAGACGCCGACACGAUACGAUAUCAGAGAAUGUGAGAGACCUGACCGUAGACCCAAAAAUGCCUGAAUUACUGGCACAAUAAACGUGUGUUCACGUGGCACCAAGCAGACAGUGGAGCUCAGAAUAAAAGGAAUCAAAUUCGUUU
Molecule: messenger RNA, 696 nt
Organism: Dermacentor andersoni
Lineage: Eukaryota; Metazoa; Arthropoda; Arachnida; Ixodida; Ixodidae
Source: RefSeq, a predicted model, not a curated record